Messenger RNA from Gadus macrocephalus (Pacific cod), 2860 nucleotides. RefSeq names its product phosphatidylinositol glycan anchor biosynthesis, class Q (gene pigq). The record is from RefSeq and is a predicted model, not a curated record. Gene Ontology annotation, biological process: GPI anchor biosynthetic process. The transcript has 16 exons. NCBI's taxonomy places the organism in Eukaryota, Metazoa, Chordata, Actinopteri, Gadiformes, Gadidae. Gene Ontology annotation, cellular component: endoplasmic reticulum; membrane. Bases 284 to 2239 code for a protein of 651 amino acids.
UUCAGAACGAACCAAACUUCAGACCCACCAUCGUGAUGAGCUCCGUGAGGAAAGAUCUCCGGUACUUGGCGGACGGCGGGUGUUUCUGAGCCAGAGGACUCAGACUGGUCUUCAGGAGGAAGACUUCACGUUACUGCCCUCCUCACCAAACCCCCAGGAGCGGACGGACAUUCGGACGUUUGACUUCGCUGGUCUCCGCCCAUGAUCUAGCUGCCUCACAUCGUAACCCGGGCAUCGAGUCAGCGGAUCAUCGUCUGAGCAGCGGCGUCCCGCGGUGGUCGUCAUGGUGCUGAAGGUCUUCUUCCCGCAGUGCUGCAACCGCGCGGCCAGCGGGCUGCUGGUGGGCCGCUGGCUGCCCGGCCGCGACACGGCCGUGGUGCUGGCCGUCAUCCACUACCCCUUCAUCCCCAGCACCGUGAAACAGUACCUCCAGAAGGUCCAGGCCCAGAGCCAGGUGCCGGUGGAGGUGCUGGGCUCGUGGAGCAUGCCCAGUGAGAAGCAGGAGGGUCUGGACUCCUUCCUGAGGGACCUCCGCACCAUCUUCCCCCAGGGCCGCUGGCUGCAGGUCAGCCGGGAGGUGGGCAAGACCGGCUUCAGCUGCCAGCUGCUCCCGCUGGCCCUAGCAGAUGGAGGAGAUGAACAGACACAGAAGGAGAAGAAGGUGGAGAAGGAGGAGGAGGAGAAGAAGAAGGAGAAGAAGGAGAAGAAGAAGAAGAAGAAGAAGAAGAAGGAGGAUCUGGCGGAGGGUGGUGGUACAGAGAAAGAGGAGGAGGAGGAGGAGGAGGAGGUGGAGGAGGAGAUGAAGGUGGAGAAGAAGAAGAAGGAGGAGCAGGCGGAGGGUGAUGGUACAGAGAAGGAGGAGGUGGAGGAGAAGGACAGAGUCAUCUUCGUCCACUACGACCAGAGGAAGGUGAUGGUGUCCCAGCUCCACCCUCUGGAGAGCCCAGCCCCGUCCGACUCUGAGGAAACCUCAGAACUCAGACAGAUGUUCUGGACGGUGGGCCGCAGCGAGCCGCUCUUCCUGAAGGAUAAGUACGAUGACGGGCCGCUGAAGAUGAGCCACUGGCAGUCGGAGGGCCGCGAGGCCAGCAUCCUGGUGGAGCUGAUGAAGCUGGCCUCCACCCCGCUCUGCCUGCUGCUGGCCUGGGUGCUGGGCGCCUGGGGCUGGGUCACUGGCACACGGCUGCUGAACCUCCCUCCUCUGCGCUUCCUGUCCAGUAAGCUGUCCUCCUGCGUUCAGCUGAGCCACAGGACCGCCCACAUGAAGACCGUGGCCUCCUUAGACAGAGCCACCAGCCACACACACUUCAUGAGGAAGGCCAACGUGCUGGUGUCCGUGCUGCUGGACGUCUUCCUGGGGCUGCUCUUCAUCUCCUGGCUCUACCGGGAGCAGCGGCUGGCCCGCCUGGCCAGCGCCCUGAUGCCCGCCGCAGACCGUGUCUCCAAGGAGCUGGAGGAGCUGCUCCAGUGGCUGAUGGGAGCUCCGGCCGGACUGAAGAUGAACCGAGCCCUGGACCAGGUGCUGGGGCGCUUCUUCCUCUACCACAUCCACCUCUGGAUCAGCUACCUGCGGCUGCUGGCUCCCUUCCUGGAGGUGAUCCUGUGGUAUGGAGGUCUGUCCGCGGCCCUAGGCCUGACCUUCGCCCUCUCUCUGCUGUCGGACAUGCUGGCCCUCCUCACCUUCCACAUCUACUGCUUCUACGUCUACGGAGCCAGGCUCUACUGUAUGAAGCUCUACGGUCUCUGUUCUCUCUGGAGACUCUUCAGAGGCAGGAAGUGGAACGUUCUGCGGCAGAGAGUCGACUCGUGCUGCUACGACCUGGACCAGCUCUUCAUCGGGACCCUCCUCUUCACCAUCUUGUUGUUCCUGCUGCCCACCACAGCCCUCUACUACCUGGUCUUCACCAUGCUGCGUCUGAUGGUGGUGGCCCUGCAGGGCGUGCUGCACCUCAGCGUGGACCUCAUCAACUCCUUCCCCGUGUUCGCCCUCGGCCUACGCGUCUUCACACCGUACCGCCUGGCUGAGGGGGUGAAGUUUCGAGUUCUGUCUGAUGAGCCUGGGACAGCCUUACAUCUGCUUAUGGAGAUGAACGCUCUGGGGUUCGGUUCGGUGGUCCAGACCUACCGGACCCCCACCUACAGCUGCUACCCGCCGGAUUCCUGGGGCGCCCUGCUCAGGAAGCUCUUCGUGGGGGAGCUGGUGUUCCCCUGGAAACGCAAGACCACCAAGACAGACUGACCCCCCAAACACAAGAACACCAAGAGGGACUGAGCCCCAAAACACUAAAAGUGUGCGUGUUUGUGCGCUCGCGUGUGUUAGUGCACGCAGUGGCCAGUUGAUGAGGGAGAGAGUUUCGAGGCUCUUGAGGAGUUGCCAUGGGGAUAGGUGUGGCUGUUGACCAGGUGUGAACCUGAUGCUGGUUCUAUGUUGUUAUGAUGUCUCACCCUGGAUUGUGCUGUAGUUCUAGUCUUAGUUGUAGUUGUAGUUAAGUUGUUUUAACCCUGCACUAAUGAACCAUUGAGGGGAGGGGCGUCCGUUUAUUUAUCCUAGGACUUGAUUGUUUUGUUUGUUUUGUUUCAGGUGAAUCUGUUUUGAUUGUUUUUGUUUCUCAUUGACUAUUUUUGUUUGUGUUGAUCUGUGGAAGUAACAUUAGGUCCCGACCCAUUUUGUCUGAUUGGCUGGGGAACAUUCCGUAACAUUAGAUAUGUCUGAAGCCUGUUUAGCUGAGGACCAUGUCUCUCUGUGAUUGGUCGAUGUAGAGCUGGGGGUGAACUGGUGCCAACGUUCUCUUUUAAUACAAUGCGUCUGAUCAUGUGUUUUUCUACUAUUAAAAACUAAUAUUAUUAACUAACAGCUCAA